AUGGAUCCGCGCGAUGCCGACGGUGUCGACGACUACGACGACGACGAGGAGGACGUGGACGAGGACGGGCUCUAUAAAUAUAAGUUUCAGUUGGGAUUCAAUCUGAUUGACAAAAAAAGACAAACAUGGACUCUACUUGUGGAAAAUUUACGUGGAUCCAGACUGUUCGCGAGCAGCAGACACGGAAACAGCGGGCAAUUACAAGCAUGCGAUCCCGGCUUGGCGAGCGAGGACGAAGAGGAGGAGGCGGAGAAGGAGAGAGGAUCGCGGAAAGAGAAAGAGAAAGGGGAUGGUACUCGCAGAAGAAGUGCACAGCCGCCAAUCACGAGGUGUCAGCGGCGGCAGGCUGUCAUUAGGCGAUUAAAUUCCCGUAGCAGCCGAUCUGUCUUCGUUCGCGUAAAUCUUCAUCAAGUUUCGAUUUUCCGCGCGUUUCGGGCCGGUGCGGGACGGAACGGGACGGGACGAGGCGAGGCGAGGCGAGACGAGGGCGAAGUGAGGUGGACGAGGCGAACUGCGCGAGCGGCGACGACGGCGUCUCCGCAGCGGAGGGCGAAAAGCACCGUCACCACGACGGUGAUCAAUAAUACAUCAAAGAAUAACGGCGAGAAUAUCGGGAACGAACGGGCCGAACGGCCGAGCGUCGCGACAGCUAAAGCUAAUACUACGGGACGUAGUCUCGCCGACGAUGGAAAAUAUUACAAUACGACAAAUUUUCCGAAACGAACUUGUGCAGUCGGUCUCGCGACAUCCGAGAAUGCCUGUUGUUUCGUGACCGUUUUAUUUCAACGGAAUGUUACUCAUCGAGGCGAUCACGCUUGUGAACGAGAAUCGUUUUGGGCAAAAUGCGCAGUCAGUGUGUGUGUGGUAAAAGAGUUACAACACUUUUGCCUCGAUGAAUUUUAAAAUGCAUUCAAUAUACAAUUCCACAUUAUAGCAAAAAUGUCCAAGAUACAUCAUAGAGAUAUCUUACAGAUAAUAUUAUCACGAUAUUUUUAGGAUAUCUGUAUGAUGGACAUUUCUGCCAUGUAUGGGAUAUAGGGAAAUUUAUGUCUUAGGAAUUAUUUGGAGAUAAGUUCUAAUGAAUAUCGAAAGUACACACAACAUUCUGAAAUUCAUUGAGUUAAAUGCAUCGCGAUUUGUUUUUAGCUGACUGUUACAUAGAUGUUACAUAGAUAGAUACAUAAAUAAUUAUAUAAUUAGAGAAAAAGAUCCAUCGAAACAGCACAAAUUGAGUUAAGGAGAUGCUGGAGUCGAAAUUUUAUCGGCAGAGUAUUGACUUUUUUCUGCAGAAUUUAUCUUGUAUUGAUUAUCCAGACAAAUGCUCUUACACAACAAAAAUACGUGCAAAAGUGAAAUAAAGCUUAAAUGUGUGCUUAAUACAAAUUGACAGAAAAUGAUAAAAAAUUUCAAAGUUGAUAUUUCGAGUGUAAAUUAGCCUGCUAGACGCUAUCAUUUAAAACAAGUAUUGACUUGAUAUAAAAGAUAUUGAUAUGAAAAUCUGGUAUAAAAGUAGCUUACAUUGAAUGCGCGAGUUUGCUCCGUUCAGAAAAACUUUGAAGAGCAUUGCUUUACAUCUGAUUUUAAUAAAGUUUAAAAAUAUCGGAAAAAUUGGAAAAUAUUUCUACAUAUAUGCAUGGUGAGUUUUCCCCUUAAAUACAGUAAAACAAAGCAACACAUUUACAUAAGAUUAUGUAUAAGAAACAUGAAAAAGAUAGUAUUGUAUUAGUGGCGAUCAUUUCUAUCGAUAUAAAUAUUUCUAGAGUUUGUCAUCGACGCCAACAUUCCUUUAAACGAGUUCGAUUUCAGAAUUUUAUAUGGAAAACUAGUUGCCCCAAGUUUUUCAGCGAAAUAUCGGUGUUCCUUCAAUCUACGGCUUAUGUAAAACACUAUUUCAUUCAAUGAAGCGACCAUAAAGCUAACUCAACACACUUUAUUGUUCGUAUACAAUUGUGAUCUACUUAAUUCUCUAUCAAAGAUAUAAUUACUCAUAUUAUGCGAUUACAAAAACCUUGUGAUACUUGGAAAGAACACUUGAAUCGUACAUACAAUUGCACGUUUCGUUAACCUUUUUACCGUCAACUACAUUUUAUAAUUCAAAUUCUUAGGUCAGAUUACUGACUCGACACGACUCUCAGUCUUAUUCAAAUACAAUUUCUGCGACAAAAUUGUUUAAAUCCGAAACUUAAUUCUUUCUACCCGUAUUUUUUAUUUUAGAAAAUUCUAUAUUUCGCGAACGACAUUUUGCCGUCCACUGUGUGACUCACGCAAAAGUAGAUUAACGCACUUGUAGAUUUGUAAUUACAUAUUAAUGUGCCCUUCGGAAAGAGUGCGCUCUCAAGGUAAUUCUGAUUUGGCGGCGAAAGAAGACCGCCAUGGAUAUAUCUCCAGUAUUUCUCAUACCGCGGAAUAAUAUUGCUCGUUCGCGUUUCAAGAUACACGAGCGGGUGGUGGACUCCGCGCGAAACUUUCGCCGCGGAAUAAUCGAGUUCGCGAAAGAGCGCAACCGUUAAAAUAUCUCUCGCGAUUGCGAUAUAUAAAACACAAACUGUGCAUCGAAUUAAUGACGGAAGUUACUUGGCAUUAUUAACUCAGAUAAUUACGUCAGAGUCCUCCAGUAUUUUUCUAAACGCACACAAGUCGGGUUACGACCUGUUUUAUCAUAAAAACGAUUUAAUUACGAUUUAUAUUAAAUCGGCGAAGUAGAAUUUACACACACAAACAAGCUAUUCGCACGUGCAUGUGCGUAUGUGUGGCAAUACUUAUGAAUAUUAUGAAUAUGAACUUAUGAAUAAAGAUAUAAACAAUAGUAUAGACAAUAGUUUGCGGAAGUUAUACGCGAGAAAUCCUAUGUAUUCUAUUGUAAAAUAUAGCCACGUGCUAUGUUUAAUUAUUAGUAAUUUAUGACAACGUAUUCAUUUUCCGCUACCUUCAACUUAGGACCUUUUAUAAUUCAUAUAAGAAAUCAAAUAUCAUUUCCUUUUUCUAACAACACAUGCGGAACAAAAUUCAAGUUACAUACGUAUGGCCGUGCGAAAAAUGACGUCGUGCCAUUUCGAAAGCGACGUUCCUCCAAUCGGAUCGAAAACUUCCAGCUAGAAGCUGUAGUUUAUUGUCGGCCGUCACUUUUAUAAAUUUCCGGUAUUAUAAAUAUCGUUGCAAUCGAAUUUUCGGAUAAAUUAGCUCAAAGCUCGCCGAUUAUAUAUACACGCUAACGAAUUUUAGCAGUAAUAGAAUAGUGUCGCGUUCUGUCGUCUAUUUGCAUCCCUAAAACUCGACUUGCUGCAACC
This is a messenger RNA of Odontomachus brunneus, 3287 nucleotides long. RefSeq lists its product as uncharacterized. The record is from RefSeq and is a predicted model, not a curated record. The coding region runs from base 1 to 903 and encodes 300 amino acids. Lineage: Eukaryota; Metazoa; Arthropoda; Insecta; Hymenoptera; Formicidae. The transcript has 3 exons.